AUCUAAAAUGAUAUUUCAACGAUCACACUUCUCUAUUAGUAAAAAUUUCAACAAAGUGUUGAAGGCUUUGAAUACAAUAGCACCAGAUUUUAUGGCUAAACCAGAGUCCGUACCAUACAUCAUCAGAGAGAGCACAAGGUUUUAUCCUUACUUUAAGGAUUGCGUUGGAGCAAUAGACGGGACCCAUAUUCCAGCAAUGGUAGUUGGGCGUGAAGUGAGUAGUUAUCGAAAUCGUCAUGGGACUAUAUCUCAAAAUGUCUUAGCUGUAUGCAAUUUUGAUAUGCAAUUCGUUUACGUGCUUAGUAGAUGGGAGGGUUCUGCCCAUGAUUCAAAAAUUUUAAAUGAUUCACUUUCUAGACCAAAUGGGCUCAAAGUGCCAUCAGAUUUGGAUUUGGAUUUCAAACAUGCCUUCAGGUCAAAUUUCAUGUUUGAAAACCUUUAAAAAUAUGGAUUGGUUUUGGGCUAAAUUCCUCUAAGGCAUGUUUGAGAACGGAAAUUUGGAUUUCAAAUUUAGAUUUGACUCCAAUUCUAUGUUUGGUAAUUCUAAAAAAAUUAUAUUUAAAUUUGAGGUUAAUUCCUCUCUAAUACAUUUCAAAGCUCACU
Cuscuta campestris is the source of this 603-nucleotide messenger RNA. NCBI's taxonomy places the organism in Eukaryota, Viridiplantae, Streptophyta, Magnoliopsida, Solanales, Convolvulaceae. The record is from the annotation of a GenBank genome assembly.